Cannabis sativa is the source of this 2530-nucleotide messenger RNA. Its product is annotated as THO complex subunit 1-like. The record is from RefSeq and is a predicted model, not a curated record. The transcript has 7 exons. The coding region runs from base 1856 to 2530 and encodes 224 amino acids. Gene Ontology annotation, cellular component: THO complex part of transcription export complex. NCBI's taxonomy places the organism in Eukaryota, Viridiplantae, Streptophyta, Magnoliopsida, Rosales, Cannabaceae. Gene Ontology annotation, biological process: regulation of DNA-templated transcription elongation; mRNA export from nucleus.
CUAUGCGGGCUGAUGUUACAACAUUUGCAAUAGAAAGCGCCUUAUCUUUCCAAACAAUUGAAUUUCUGGCUUUCCAUAAGGACCAACAAACCAUAGAGAGGGAACAGACUCGGUCGUCAUCAAGGCAGUCAAAAAGACUAUCCAACCAGCUAGCAAAAGAGAGAUCAAGUGAGACCCCAGCUGGUAGGCCCAUGUGACUCCAACAGGAGUGAGAAAAAUUGCAUGAGAGAAGGAUGUGGGAGAUUGUCUCUGGUGAAGCAUGACAGACAGGGCAAAGCGAUGGAAUAUCAACAUGCUUAGUUCUGAGAUUAACACAAGUUGGAAGCGUCCCAGAAGCAGCACGCCAGAGAAAGUUUCUAACCUUUGGUGGGAUCUUCAAUUGCCAUAACUUGUGCCAGAAACCAGAAUUGUUGCUACCGAGUCUUGGGUCUUUGGAUUGUUGAAGAAUACGGUAGGCACUUUUGACAGAGAAAUGGCCAGUGCUUUCGUUAGACCAGGUCCAGAAAUCCGAGGAAGCAGAGAAGCUUAAGGGAAUGCUUAGAAUCAGAUUAGCAUCCCGAUCAUUGAACAUAUCUCGAACCAGAUCAAUAUCCCAGCUUCGGUCUUCAACCGAGAAAAGAGAGCUUACAUGAUGACCAAUGAGACCCACAUGAGAUGAGGUUAUGAAAGGAUUAUCAGGAUCGGGUAACCAAGGUUGGUGCAAAAUAUGAGUUGAAGUUCCAGUACCUAUAGUUCUCCUAGCUCCAUGACGAACCAGAUCUUUUGCGCUCCAAAUACUUCGCCAAACAAAACUGGGAUUACGACCCAAAUCAGCUGAGAGAUAAUCAUCAUGGGGAAAGUAUCGCGCUUUAUAAAGCCUGGAAACAAGAGAGUCGGGGUGACAGAGAAACCUCCACCCUUGCUUAGCAAGCAUAGCCAAGUUAAAAUCAUGGAGAAGACGACAACCUAUAACCCCAUUCAUCUUUUGGACGGGAAAGCCGGUCCCAAUUCAUGUAAAUAAUUCCAUUGCCUUUGCUAUUCGUAGUUUUCCACCAGAAGCGAGCCAUUAGCUUUUCAAUCUCAUUACAAGUGCCAAGAGGGAUAAGAAAAACACUCAUGGCAUAAGUGGGAAGAGAUUGGAUCACAGUCUUCAAGAGAAUUUCCUUGCCUGCACCAGAUAGUAACUUGCCAGACCAGCUAUUGAUUCUAUUCAUGACUUUAUUUCUGAGAAAGCCUAGAAUAGCAUUUUUAUUCCUUCCAAUAAUAUUUGGCAGACCCAAGUAAAAGCUGUUUUCGGAAGCUUCAGGCAUAUGAAGAGUAGUGUAAAUACUGUGGCGGAGCUGACCAUUAACAUUCGGGCUGAAAAAAACUGACGACUUACCAAGAUUAAUCUGUUGUCCAGAAGCAUGUUCAAAUCGUCUAAGGAGAGACAUGACGCUUCUAGCAGAACCAUUAUUAGCUUGGCAAAAAACAUAGCUGUCAUCAACAAACAGCAUAUGAUAUUUACUGUACAAGUUAUGUAUCUUUUUAUGAAGCUAUCUUACUGUGCACUAGGCUAAACUAUGAUAUUUAUCACUUAUUUUAUUUGAGCAUGAAGGUUCGAUUAGUUUCUUUUCCUUAAUAGGAAAGUUUAUGCCUAUUGAAAGGUCAUUUUUAUUUGGAGUUUUAUGCCUAUGAAUACAGAUUUAUGUGAAGACACAACUGUAAAGAUUAAUUUUAACAACUUGACGUUGCUUCCAGAAAGAGGAAAUAAAAUGAUCAUACGAGGAGCAUGUUAAAAAGCUGCUUGAGAUGACUCCACCAAACCAAAGGGUAAAGAUUUUCUUCAUAAAGUUGAUCGAGCAUAUACUCAGAACGUGAAAAGAAUUGGGUGAGAAUGUCUCAGAUGCCUCAUUUUCUCUUGCUUAGACUUUUAGAAAGAAAAUUGAUUGUUGUUAUGAAGCUUAAUUUAUUUACGAGUUAUCUUUUUGUGCUUAUUAGGAAGCGUGAUGGCUGUCCCCCAUUUGAAAAACAACCUAUAGAGAAGAAAGUUGUCCAAGAUGGAGCUAAGAAACGUAGGCCAAGGUGGAGACUUGGAAAUAAAGAACUCUCUCAAUUGUGGAAAUGGUCAGAUCAGAAUCCGAAUGCUUUAACGGAUCCUCAACGUGUUCAGACUCCUUCCAUUGCAGAAUACUGGAAGCCAUUGGCUGAAGAUAUGGAUCCUGCUGCUGGGAUAGAAGCUGAAUAUCACCAUAAAAACAACAGGGUGUAUUGCUGGAAAGGUCUACAGUUUUCAGCUAGACAGGACUUGGAGGGAUUUUCUAAGAUCUCAACUCAUGCGAGUGAGAAUGAUGAAGGAAUCAGAGGUGAUCUCGAGGCCUCUACAACCCCAAUGGAUGCUGAACCUGAAACCGCUGGUGUGACUGACAUGGUGUCCCAAGGUGGCAGUCCAAUGCCGGACGAAAACCGGAAGCAAAGCUUCCGACACGGAAUGCCGGGCCCGAGUAGAUGGGCCAAUUGGAAGCAGAUUCUGAGGCAGAGGCGGGGAUCAUUGAGGGUGAGGUUGAUUUAG